Molecule: messenger RNA, 1451 nt
Organism: Manduca sexta (tobacco hornworm)
Lineage: Eukaryota; Metazoa; Arthropoda; Insecta; Lepidoptera; Sphingidae
Product: galactose mutarotase
Exons: 6
Coding region: 114-1196 (360 amino acids)
Biological process (GO): beta-D-galactose catabolic process via UDP-galactose, Leloir pathway; glucose metabolic process
Molecular function (GO): carbohydrate binding; aldose 1-epimerase activity
Source: RefSeq, a predicted model, not a curated record
CAAUUGUGGCUAGCUUCACUCGAGUUUAUAAACGCUACGUAAAGUUGUUUCAAUCAGUCCGCUUCUGAUAUUGAACGGGGAAGAUCGUCACUACAAUUUCUUUAUCAGUAAAAAUGGUGACACUAAUAAAAGAAGAGAUCGGAACACAUAACAACGAAACUGUGUGGAAGUAUACAUGGCGUACUCUCAGCGGAUUCUCUCUGUCAGCUAUAACUUAUGGGGCCAUCGUACAGUCCAUUAAGGUUCCAGAUAAAAAUGGAAUAACUGCCGACGUGGUACUAGGGUUUGAUGAUCUACAAGGAUAUCAGACGAGAAACACACCGUAUCUAGGAGCUGCUGUGGGCCGUUGUGCUAACAGGAUUGGAGGAGCCAAAUUUACCAUCGAUGAUGUCCAUUAUACUCUUGCUAAGAAUGUCGGACAAGAUCAUCUGCAUGGAGGCAUUGUUGGGUUUGAUAAGGCAAACUGGAAAUCGGUAAUCGACGGCACCAAAGUUAUAUUUAGCCACUUCUCGAAAGACGGUGACGAGGGUUACCCCGGGGACCUGGUCACCAACAUUACCUACGAAGUGAAGGAUGAUGAUACCUUCCACGUGGAGUUCCAGUCAACCACCACCAAAAAGACCGUGGUCAACAUGACUAACCACUCGUACUUUAAUCUAGCUGGUCACGAAUGUGGGGCUCAGGAGCUAUAUAACCACGUUUUUGUGAUAAACGCGGACAAAAUAACUGAAACCACCUCGGAAUCUAUCCCCACUGGACGUUUCUUGGAAGUAGGAGGUACGCCGUUCGAUUUCCGUGCCGCCAAAAAACUAGGCGAUGUGAUCAACAGGGCAGACAAUCUGUUUGAUGACAACUUUUGUGUUUCUACUUAUGGCAAUAAGGGUCUGAACUUCGUGUCACGCGUAGUCCAUCCCUCAUCAGGUCGCUUUUUAGAAGUAUACAGCAAUCAACCAGGAGUCCAGUUCUACACUUCGAACUUCUUACCAUCUCCCAGUGAAGCAGCGCUUGUUGGCAAAGAUGGUGUCGGAUAUAGAAAACACGGGGCUUUCUGCCUUGAAACCCAGAAUUUCCCUGAUGCAGUACAUCAUACCAACUUCCCGAGAGCUGUUUUGUACCCAGGAGAAGUUUAUAAGCAUUCUGUGGUUUAUAAGUUUGGAGCAGAAAAGUCACACGAACCUGUUGUUUUUGUUUCAUAAAAUAGGUUUUGAAAUGAAAAAUGUAUUAUUAUGAUACGAAGUGCUUACUUAUGUACUACUGCAUUUGUAUAAAAAAUAGUUGAAGUGUUCUUUCUUCGUACUAAUAUGUUUUCUUAUUGUCGUAAUAUAAUUACACAGUUAUUACUGCUAAUUUUGUAUAGCCUUUUUACUUUUGAAAUUUCCUUUCUUUUAUUGCGAGUGACUUCUCACAAAUAUUGUAUUUUUCAAACAUAAUAAAAAUAUUCUUAUUGAAAA